Molecule: messenger RNA, 4143 nt
Organism: Ostreobium quekettii
Lineage: Eukaryota; Viridiplantae; Chlorophyta; Ulvophyceae; Bryopsidales; Ostreobiaceae
Source: the annotation of a GenBank genome assembly
AUGUUCAAAAAGAUAUCUCGACAUUUGGAGAGGAAGAGGGAGGGCAAGGUGCCUGUCAAAUUCAGGUUCGAUGUCCGCUGCCUCGACCUGAGGGGUGUGCCUUCAAAGUCAGUCAAACAAUGCCGCGUGGUGUGGUCCCGGGGGCCCAAAGUGCAGAUGACGAAGCUUUCAAUGGUAGCUAGUGGUGUGGCCAAGUUCGAUGAGAUGCUUUCCCAGGUGGCCACAGUGUACAAGGCAUCAGAGAACACCUUGGAGCCAAAGGAAUACAACUUCAAGAUUCAAUCUCCAGGGAAAGGGUCAGACUCAAAAAUGUUGACAAUUGGCAGAGCAACAGUGGAUAUGGCACGCUAUGCCACACUUUUGGCCAGCAAACCCGAGGUGCUGGAGAUCCCCAUCAAUUUUGAGUUUAGCAAGAGCCGCCCAGCUGGGGUGCUGAGGUUGAGCAUCACUGGUGUAAUGCUCAAGGGCCUUGCUCCAGAAGACACGUUAACAGAGAUGUCGAUGAUGUCGGGGGUCAGCACCCUGAGCCGCGAGAGGGUUGCUGAGCAGGACCUGGCAGGCUUUGAGCCAAGCGAGCUGUCGUUUGAUGCAAGGGGCCAGACCUUCCCGCUUGAGAGGGGCCAGAGCUUUCAGCAUGAUAAUGACACAUCCUUUACCACCGGUGGGCAGCAUCGAAACCAGCAGUUUGGCACCUUGGUGACAUCCAGCAUGGGGCUACCUGCACAGACAUCUGAGUCAAUCACUAUCAAUUCCCGGCAGUCUCCAGACAGUGACUUUAAUUUUGGCUUUGAAAAGAUGAUCGCUGAGAACGCUGAGCUGAAGGAGGCUCUGGCCAAGGCCCAGGCUGAGAAGGAGGAGCUGAGGGCCGCUUGCCAGGCAGCUGUUGAGCAGGAGGACAACCUCCAUGCCCAGCUGGACAACUUGAGACAGUCACAAGGUGUGAACAAAGACUAUAGUGAGGAAGAUGAAGAGGAGGAAGAAGAGGAGGAAGAUUGUGAAGUGCUGGGGUUGAGAAGUCGGCUGGCAGCUCUUGAAGCAGAGAAGGCAACAUGGACAGCAAAACUGGAAGAGGCUGCCAAAUUCAAACUGCUGGCAGAAGAGGCAGUGAAAGAGAAAGAGACACUGGAGGCGGAAUUGGCCCGUGGCGCUACAGUCGACUCUGGCAGCGAUUUAGAGUUCCACGUCCAAAGCGAAAAUGAAGAAUCACAAGGAGAAUCCACCCGCAGGAGGCACCACCACGCCAUGGGUGAUAAGGAAGAACUCAGGCAGAAGCUGGAGGCAAGCGAGAAGCUUGUGCUCUCCCUUGAACAACAGCAUGCUGACGUGUACAACCAGCUGGAGCAGCUUGUCAAUGAAAGGGAACAGCUCAAGAAACAGUUGGAAGAUCUGAGUGCCGAGGUGUCAGAGAUGAGCAACCUCAGGGCUAAGGUUGCAACCCUGGAGGAGGAGCUCUCAGAGUUGAUGGAAUCGAAGGCUGUUGGUGAGGCUGUGGUUGAAUUGAGGAAGGAAAGAGAUGAAAUAUCUAAGGAGUUGAGCGUGAGGAUACAGGAGGCCACCAAGGCAGAAGAAUGGGCACAAGAUUUUCGGAGAACUCUCCGGAAUUCAGAGGACCAGUUGGCAGCAGCAAUGUCAAGGAUUGAAGAGCUGGAAGAGGAGAAGGCCAGCAACGAAGUUGAAAUGAGUGCGCUGAAAGGCGAGAAAGAGCAGAUGCUUGAGGCCACUGCAGUGGCUGAACACACUGCACGUGAUAUGCAGGCAAGGCAGACUGAAUUAGAGAGUAUUGUGAGCGCCCUUGAGGCUGAUGUGCAUGAGUAUCAGUCCAGAAUGGAACAGCUGCAGGGGAGUAACGUGGAAGCCGAGGCUCAGGUGAAAGAACUUCAUGUCAAGAAUGAGAAAAUGGCAUCAGAAUAUGACACACUGCUGAGACGUUCAGAGGCAUUGUCUAAAGUUGAGAAGCAGCUCAGUGUCCAGGAGUUGGCGUGCGGAGAACUGCAGCAGAGCCUUGCAGAGACAGAGGACAGGUGUGCUAAUACGGAAGAAAAAUUAAGUGAGGUCACUGCUGCUUUGGCAGCUGCCAACGACAGGGCGACGGCCCUGGCUGCAGAAUGUGCUGAAGCUGAGACCAUGGUGUCAGAGACGCUGUCAAAGGCGCAGCAGUCUGAAGAUGAGCUCAAGGCAGCCCUUGAAACUGUGUCCAGGCUUGAAGCAGAAAUCACUGAAGUUUUGGCUCAGAAGAGUGGGGCAUGCGAAAGGGUGGACCACUUGGAAAAAGUGUGCGCAGAUCUUGAGCUCAAUGCUGAGAACACUGCUGAUGCCUUGGAGAAGCUCACAACAGUUGAGGAGGUGCUUGCUGCUACAGUGGCGGAGAAGCAGGACCUGGAAGCGAAGGUGGCAGAAUCUGAAGCAGUCAGCAAGGAGUGCAGAGACAGGGCAACUGUGCUCGAGGAAAGUCUGCUGGAAAGCCAAGAGAAGGCCCAAUCCUGCCAGAGUGAUCUGAAGGGCCGAUUGGCAACUGCAGAGCAGGAACGCGAUUUGUUGCAGCACCAACUCCAGGAAGCAGAGAAUAGGCACAGUGAUUUUGAGGUUAGAUUCGUCAAGAUGAGCGAGAGCCUGGCAGUCUCUGAAGCCAACCUGGGCGAGGCUACUGCUAAACUCGAGUCAUGUGAAGAGAGGUUAGCUGGUGCUGAAGCCAAAUUAUCAACUUCUGAAAACAGGGUGCAAGAGGCACUGGAGGAAAAAUCAGUUGUGGAACAGAGGCUGUUGGAAGUUGGGCGUUGUGUUCAGGAGUUGGAAGCUACCUCAGCAUCCAAUGCUACCAGGGUUGAGCAGCUUGAAGAGAGCCUGGCUGCAGUGACGUCCCAGAAAAGAGAGGCAGAACAAAUGUCAUAUGAGCUUGAGCAGACGCGGGACACGCUCACAGGCAAGAUCAGCAGCCUUGAAGAGAGCCUUAAAGAGGACCAUGCGACAGCCAUGGCAGUCUUGGAGAGGGAGUGGUCGAGCAGGGUGAGCGAGCUGGAGAACGAGAAUGCAGAUCUGCACAGGAGGGAAGUGAACCUCAGUGAUAGCCUUGGUACUGCAAAGAAUGAGCUUGAGAGGUUGUCAGACUCACUGGGGCAGCGUGUUGAGUUCCUGGAAGCAGAGGCAAGGGAAAGCGAGGCAAAGAUGGAUGGGUUGGAGCUCGAGAAGGAGGAAUUCAGAGGUCGUGUCCUGGAGGCUGAGAAGCAGGUAUCCCAAGUCAAGCUGGAAAGGGAUGCUGCCUUGGAGAACCAUGCUGAAGCUGUUGCUGAGCUGCAACGGUCCAAGGAACAAGUGCUGGCCUUGGGAUCAGAGAGAGAUGGCCAGCUGACCAUGAUUGACAGUGCCAACGCGCGUGCAGCACAAUUGGAGUCGGACAUGGUGUCCCUGUCCACACAGUGCACCAGCCUCUCAGACCAGCUGAAGGUUGCCACUGUUGGACAGGAAGAGUGUGCCAAGGAGUUGGCAGCUGUUCGUACCACUGUCAGCGAAUUGGAAGGUGAGAGAUCCAAGCUGCAGCAAGAUAAUCUUCGACUAAUUGAAGAAGCAGCCGCAGCUCAGGCCCAGAUCAAGGAUCUUGAAGAAUCAGCUAGCAAGGUCGAGGCGGAAUGUGAGACUCUGCGCGGCAGGUGCACACAAUUGGCUGAGGAGGUCGCUGGUACCAGUUCCAGGCUGCAUGAGCUGCAGGGGAACUCGGAGGGUAUGAAGAGCGACUUUGACAGACUCCAGGCCGAGGCUGAAGCUCUGAAAAGCGAACAUGCAGCUAUCCAGGAAAACAACCUCCAGCUGCAGGCGGAUGUGUGUGCAGCCAACGCACAGAUCAGCGACCUCAAAGCGCUGGAAUCGGUGAACGACGACUUGUCCAAGCUCCAGUCUGACCACAGGAAUCUGCAGGAUGAAGUGAAGGUCUUGCGUGAGACAAACGUGGAGUUGAGUAAGAGCUCAAGCACUGCCACAGCAAUGAUGCAGGACAACGAAAACCUAAGGACAGAGCUGGCCAGCUUGGAGACCUCAAGCAGCCAAUUCUUGACUGAGAUUCAGGAUCUGAAAGCAGAGAAUGCCAGUAUGAAGACAGAGGUAGAAGGCUUAAGAUCAGCUGCUGCCACAGCUGCUCUCAAAGCGUCCUAG